AUGGACGUGGACCUCUUGGGCCUGCCAGACGUACCUCUGGGUCGUGGCAAGACCCUGCGGGGCCCGCGGGGCCGGGGCCCGACGGUGCGUCGGCAGCGGGAGUUCAUGCCCGAGGAGAAGAAGGACACGGUUUACUGGGAGAAGCGCAGGAAGAACAACGAGGCGGCCAAGAGGUCCCGGGAGAAGCGGCGGCUGAACGACGCGGCGCUGGAGGGCAGGCUGGCGGCGCUGCUGGAGGAGAACGCGCUGCUCAGGGCCGAGCUGCGCUCGCUCAAGCUCCGCUUCGGCCUCCUGCCGCCCGUGGGGGGGCCCCGGACGCUGCCCCUGCAGGCCCUGCUGUGGGAGGCCCCCUGGGCCGGAGACCCCCGCGCGAGGCCUGACCCGCUCUCGGCUCUGCCCGACCCCGCCGGCUGCCUUUUGAGACCAUGUUCCCUGGACGCCGGGGUUCCCGGGUGCCGGGGCUGCCUGGUGGCGCACCGGUGGGCUGGCCUGGCCACCUCUCCCAGGUCGCCCCAGCACCCUGUACCGCUCACCCCCAAGAGAAUGGACGUGGCCUUGCAGGCUGCCCUCCCGGGCACCUUCUUCAGCUGUCACCUCCUGGAUGGGCACGGCGGCCCUGGACACGAGCUCAGGCCCUGUUGGGGCUUGUGGUCCCCCAUGGCCGUGGGGUGUCGGGCCUCAGGCCCCUCGGAUGUGCUGCUGACGCCCACUACUGAGCCCAUGGUGUUGCCGUCCAGGGCGGCCUGCUCCACCCCAGGGACUGACCCGGAGGACAUGGUCCAGCCCUCUCUGCCCCACAAACUGCGCAUUAAGUCUCGAGCCUCGGCCAGGGCACCUCGGGGCUGGGAGGGCGACCGGGGCCCCCUCUGA
Messenger RNA from Talpa occidentalis (Iberian mole), 870 nucleotides. It is a transcript of the gene NFILZ, whose product is annotated as NFIL3 like basic leucine zipper. Lineage: Eukaryota; Metazoa; Chordata; Mammalia; Eulipotyphla; Talpidae. The record is from RefSeq and is a predicted model, not a curated record. Gene Ontology annotation, molecular function: DNA-binding transcription factor activity; DNA binding. Gene Ontology annotation, biological process: circadian rhythm; regulation of DNA-templated transcription. The transcript has a single exon. The coding region runs from base 1 to 870 and encodes 289 amino acids. Gene Ontology annotation, cellular component: nucleus.